Molecule: messenger RNA, 823 nt
Organism: Mya arenaria
Lineage: Eukaryota; Metazoa; Mollusca; Bivalvia; Myida; Myidae
Product: NADH dehydrogenase [ubiquinone] 1 beta subcomplex subunit 7-like
Exons: 3
Coding region: 44-478 (144 amino acids)
Cellular component (GO): mitochondrion
Source: RefSeq, a predicted model, not a curated record
UCAGUGCAUUAAAAAGAUACUCUCCAAGCCUACCAAGGGCAAAAUGGGGAUUGCAAAGUCUAAAUUUAACGAAUAUUGGCCUGAUGUAAAUGAGAAUAUACCAUCUCGAUUGGAGAUUGAUAUUAAAGGCCCCACGUUUGACCCUAUGCUUGGAUUUCCGAAUGGCAGAAAAGAAAGAGUGGCACCUUUGACCCACGAGGUGAUGGUGGAUGCCAAUAUUCCACUUAAAUACAGGGACUAUUGUUCUGACAAAUACUUGGACUGGCUCCAGUGCAUGCGAGAAGAGAGUUUUGGGAGGAAGUUAUUUGGUGGUGUUUGCCAUCCCGCCAAACAUUCAGUUGAAGAAUGUGUAUACAAAGACACUGUUAUCCGAUGGAAGGAGUAUGAAAGGGAGAAGCGAUUAAGAGAAAGAAGAAAGAGGCGAAUUGAAAAGGGCUUGGAACCAGACCCUGACAGCACGAAUACAGAGUUUAUGUGAUUGUGUAGAAAACAACAGCUUAUCAUUAAAUUUGAGUAGUGCUAUUGAAAGAUACAGAUGAUUUAUAAUCGUUAUUUGAAAGAAAAAAUGAUGAUAUUUAUAGAGAAAAAAACUCAUAUAUGUUGAGGGUUGAGAAAUUUGAUCAGUGAAAUCUACUAUGUUAAUAUCCUUAGAUUUUUGAAUUCCACUACUCUCUAAUGGAUUGACAAUUGUUGGUAAUGUGUACAAGGCACAUGUGUUGUAUAUGCAUGACAUGUGUAGCUCUUUGUGAAAAUGCUUGAAAAAAAGAGCAGUUUUUUGUUUGUUACUUUAGUAUUGGGUAAUAAAUAUUUGUUUGGCAUCAGA